This is a messenger RNA of Notothenia coriiceps (black rockcod), 571 nucleotides long. Its product is annotated as golgin subfamily A member 3-like. Lineage: Eukaryota; Metazoa; Chordata; Actinopteri; Perciformes; Nototheniidae. The transcript is spliced from 2 exons. The record is from RefSeq and is a predicted model, not a curated record. The annotation marks the transcript as partial.
CCUUUUUGCUGUCCGUUGUCUGUCCUGUUGUUUUUUGUAGUCCGACAUGAUGAGCCAGGAAUCUGCUUAUAAGCAAAUCCAGGAUGCAAAGAACAUGGUGGAAGAUGAUUUGCAGCACAAACUGGAGGAGUUUGAGGAUGAGCGAGACCACUUAGCUAAACUGGCCAACACCGCCAGCAGCCUGGAGAGGGAGCUGGAGCAGGCGAAGUUGAUCCUUUCCCAGAAGGACGUGCAGCUGCAUCAGAUCCAGAAAGAACAUCUGGAUCUGAUGCGCCAGCUGACCUGCACUCAGGAAGACCUGCAGACCAAAGAGCAGUCCAUCAACCAGCUGGAGGCUCGCUUCCUGGAGCUGGAGGCCCAGCUGGCCGAGCUGCAGACGGACGGCAUCGCCAAGGACGACAACAUCCAGUUCCUCCAGAACGAGAAGAUCGUCCUGGAGGUGGCGCUGCAGGCCGCCCGGGCCGAAAAGAGCCAACUGGACGAGGGGGCUGAGCGUCUGGGAGAGGAUGUUCUGGUGGCUUCAGACAUCUUGGAUCAGCUCAGACAGGACGUCCAGGUCAAAACCAGUCAG